This is a messenger RNA of Pseudoliparis swirei, 3136 nucleotides long. It is a transcript of the gene tlcd3bb, whose product is annotated as TLC domain containing 3Bb. The coding region runs from base 490 to 1377 and encodes 295 amino acids. Gene Ontology annotation, biological process: ceramide biosynthetic process; lipid homeostasis. NCBI's taxonomy places the organism in Eukaryota, Metazoa, Chordata, Actinopteri, Perciformes, Liparidae. Gene Ontology annotation, molecular function: sphingosine N-acyltransferase activity. Gene Ontology annotation, cellular component: endoplasmic reticulum; membrane. The transcript is spliced from 7 exons. The record is from RefSeq and is a predicted model, not a curated record.
GCGCCGCGUUGAGUCAACCGAGACAGCGGCGCCUCUGGUCUGCUGCUGCGGGACAGACGAGCCGACAUCGCGGCUGGGACGAGCUCACGUUGCCGUGACACUUGGACCGGAGCGUGGCGUUGUGUGUGUUUUUUUGGGUCACUUUUUUUUUUACUUGGCUAUUUGCAAAAAGCUUGCUUUAAGCAGGCCAGUCACCGAUGCUCUCCUUGAGCCACCCUCCCAUCGAUGUCGAUCUAACUCGCUGCAAGCUCGCGUUAGCUCGCUGCUGCUCCCCGUCAGACCCCGAAGCGGCCACAUAAAGAUGCGGAUCAUCGAGGCGGAGACCCCGGGGACAGCUCUACCGUUAGACUCUUUGUGGAGGACGAGAGUUUUCGACUAGCCGCCGAUUGGACUCUGCAAAAUAUGUAGAGAAGGGGGAAAGAGCGACGGAACUCCAGGACCAGAUCGCCCGUUGAACUCGUUUGCCCCUCGGACAGAUUGUCGAGGACCAUGCUGACUAUUCUAGCUGCUGGGUCUGUGUUCUUUCCAGGCCUUUUCCUUCUGUCCAAACAAUGCCUACGGUCGAUCCCGGCUCUGAGAUGGAGCGAAGGAGAUGCAGUCAUUGUAUCCGCCAGGUUGGUUUCAUCCAUUCAGGCAGUCAUGGCUUCUUCAGCUGGCUACAUCAUUGCUUCUUCCUGCGAGGACAUCCUGGAGGACCAGCAUUGGCUGACGAGCUCUUACAUCAUGUUCGCUGUUCCCUACUUCGUGUAUGACAUCUACGCGAUGUUCAUGUGCUACUGGUACAAGCUCCGGGUCAAAGGGCACGAGGAGGCCUCGGCAGCGCCUCAGCACAUGCGCAAAGCGCUGGUCAGCUACUUGCGCCGCGAGUUCCUCAUGGUGCUGCACCAUGUUGUCAUGGUCACCGCCUGCUUCCCCGUCUCUGUGUUUUGGCGACAAGGGAAGGGAGAUUAUUUCCAGGGCGUUCUGUUCAUGGCGGAGCUCAGCACUCCAUGGGUCUGCUUAGGAAAAAUACUCAUCCAGUACAAACAGCAACACACUCUCCUGCACAAAGUGAACGGGGCUCUUAUGCUGGUCACUUUUUUCAUCUGUCGAGUCCUCCUCUUCCCUUACCUCUACUACGCCUAUGGAAGGUACGCGUCGAUUCCCUUCCACCUGGUGCCCCUGUCGGUGCCCUGGCACUGUAACCUCGGCGCCGCUCUGCUCAUGGCGCCCCAGCUCUAUUGGUUCUCCCUGAUUUGCAGGGGCGCCGUGCGACUGUUCACGGGCUCCUCCCGCUCGCAGAGACCGGGCGCCGCCAAGGAGAGGCAGGACGCGCCGCCACAGCCGGCCAACGGCUACAGCACAUGCGCCUCAGAGCCGGAGCUGGCCACUCACUGAGAAGAGAAGGGGGGGGGGGGGAAUGUACCAAUGAGUAUGUAAAGGAAAGAAAGCUGUGAGGGGAGAAGUGAGACUUGAACCAAGUAGCAAUAUGAAGAGCGCUCCAGACGACGGCCUCAAGCUGCUGCUGAACUGUUUCUGGCUCCUCACAGAAAUGAUUUGGUUCGCCGGCCUUGGAGCACUUCAGCAUCUCAGAUUGUAGGAAGCGAGCGGCGUGCUAACGCACUCGGUGUUUAAAGAUGUCAUCUGGCACUGUGGCGGAUCGGAACGCGCACUGACCCCCCGAGAGGAAUUUGCCUGGAUGUAUAGCAAGCAUAGGUGGCUAUUUCCCUCAUGUAGAUCAGAUCCAGUCCUCUGCCUCACGGUGGAGGAAGAGGAGGCACAUAGGAAUGUAUUUUAUUGUAUGUUAGUACAUUUGCUGUAGACAGAAGGCCUAUUUCAGUUUAGUAAUGAAGAAGACCUUCAAAAAAGAAAAAAAUCCCGGCGAAGCAGUAUUUUGACUUGUGAGUGUUUAAUCUCUGUAUCUUCUAUGUAGUCACUGUCACUCUAACAACAUGUAACCAACCUGCAGGCUGACUCAUCUGUAGAAGGGAGAUCAUCUCAUAAGACUGUAUUCUGCUGCCUUAUCCCGUUUCCCCCAUUCUCUGCCGUUUUCUUUAGGUUUUUGUUUUUUUUUUGUAAUCCUCCGAGAAGAAGGAAGAGGCUCCGUCGGACAGAACAUUUCUACGGGUGUACAGAACCGAUGUGAAGAUGUCCUUAUUUCCACUUCAGUAUUAGGCCAAUGUCGGGUUUUUAUUUAAUUUUGAGUAUUUCUUAGGUUUUGUCUCAAUUCACCAUCUGGUGUUUCUACAGAUGUUUUUGAACAAUGACACUUCAGCAUUCACACAAACCAUUUCACUGAUUGCCCCCACAGGUUCUGGCAGUGCUUCUUGUUUCAGUAGAGAUAUCACUUCAUUCCAUUUACUGGUAUCACAAAGUGUUUUUAGCAUACAAGGAGGUGAUGCACAGUAGCAGUCACUUUACAUUUAGAGUUUUUUAAAGUUUUUUUUAGAUUGGUGCAAUAUAAAUCUUAAAAUAUACAUUUUAUUGGCUGGAAUAUUUCCAUAAGGGAUCUAUAAUAAUUGAGCAUGUGUAGCUUUGUCAGGGGACUUUGCAAUUUUGCUAUUUGAAGGGAAAUAAAAGCGCAAAAUUAUCUUGUAGGGAAGCAUUCCCUUCUGAUGGACAUGCAGCAUAUCGGUCCAUAUUUGGCAACUCGAUUUAAUGUUCCUCGUUUACAUUUUAACCAUUAUUUAGUGAAUGAAUUGUUUCAAGCAAUUCUGAUUUUAUGAAAUACUUUGAUCAUUUAGCCGUUUAUUAGAGCCACUGGUUCUAUGAACCUCCGAUGAACUAACUGGCUAGUUUUAUCAUUGUGAGUUUGUUUGAAGCAGCUUCACUGUCUUAGAAAUGGGUUAAAUAAAUGAAUAAAACAAAGCUCAUGAACUAUCAAGACGGGGCAGCGUGUGCCAAAACAUCUGGACGGCUGGGCGUGAGGAGCAGAACAUCCAUUCCCGGUCCAUGAACUCCGGUCCUGCUUCUUGACAAAGACAAACAUUUCAACUGACGUACUGUAUAUUCCACAAAUUGCUCGUUAUUUAUUUGUAUUUAUUUGGUUUGUGGUUUUGAAUGCAUAUUUAUGCAUACAUAUACUAUAUGCUUCUGAGCCUUAUGUGAAGGCUGUAUUGUUACUCCAACUUAGCUAAAAUAUACUUCUUUGUCCUCA